GAUAGGUGACGCUGAAACCAGCCCCUACUUUUUGAAGAGAGUAUUUGCACUUCCUGAAUUGGAUUAAGUGAUUAUGUGCUAUCAUAUAAGUAUAAUUUUCACUUAUCAAUAUUGUGCCUAUCCAGUUUGAUAUUUUAAUUAUGAAGUUUGAUAUAUGAGUUAUUUAUUUAUACAAUCAUGGAGAAAGAAAGAUUUACAAUGCUUCUUUUGGAGCCAGGAGAAAUAUUUUUUGAAGAUUAUAGUGGUCAGAUGAGCAAGUUAGAUGGUUCAUCUUGUGAAGCUAAAGUAUGGAUGGAUGGAAGAUUAAAAUUAUGCUCAAAAUCUUUGGUAUUUGUAAAUAAAGAUAUUAAUCAACCACUAAUCAAGAUUCAAUUUAAAGAAAUUACAUCUAUUGAGCAAUGUGUAUCAAGCAACAAUAUAGCAAAUAAUAUGAUGUCAGUGGAUUGUAAACAACAUGUGGAAAUGCUAGAGAAAAAUAUUUUAGCACCAUACAAAUUUAUACAUCAUAAUUGUAUUUUACACUUUUGUUUUAAUUAUGCAAAAAUAGAAAAUUGUCUUCCACAAAUUUUGCAAUUGCAUAGAGCAGCGAGUUUAGUAACUGCGGAACAAAAUGCUAUGAUUAUGGCUAUUGUACACUCUAGACAAUCUCGCGUGUCUUUUGACACGUCAUGGCUCGAAGAUUUGUAUGAGCAAGUGGUCUUAGAGACGCAAGCGAACAAAGUAUUGCCACUUGUAAUAAAUCCGGGCAGAGUGUUACUGACCACCUCAAGAAUUUAUUUUCAGCCAUACAAUAAUAUGGAUCAGCAUCCUGUCCUUAAGAUUCAACUGAAAGAUAUACGAAAUAUUAUAAAGAGGAGAUUUCUAUUGCGACAAGUGGGUCUUGAAAUUAAAUGGACACGACAAAUGGAUAAUAAAGUCGAACAUUUUUUUCUGUCAUUUCAAAAUCAAGAUGACAGAGACAAAUUAUAUGAAAAUUUACUUCAACAAUCAGUGGUUUCUUUGGAAGUUAUACCACAAAAUCAAAUGACAAUGAGAUGGCAAAAUGGAUAUUUAUCAAAUUACGAUUACAUUUUAUAUGUAAACAGUUUGGCAGACAGAACAUUUCACGAUUUAACACAGUACCCAGUAUUGCCUUGGAUUAUACAAGAUUAUACUUCCACUACAUUAGAUUUAAAGGAUACCAAUGUUUAUAGAGAUCUUUCAAAACCUAUUGGCGCAUUAAAUCCUAUUCGUCUGGAAAGGUUAAAAGAACGAUAUUCAGAAAUGUCUGAUCCAAAGUUUUUAUAUGGUUCUCAUUACAGUGCACCAGGUUUUGUACUGUUCUACUUAGUACGCAAAUAUCCUCAGUACAUGCUCUGUCUACAAAACGGAAGGUUUGAUCACCCAGACAGAAUGUUCAACAGUAUAGCCGACGUGUGGAAGAAUGUUUUGGCGAACAUGUCUGACUUUAAAGAACUAAUACCGGAGUUUUAUGAUACGAGCAAUAGUGGUGACUUUCUAGUGAACAGUUACGGUAUCGACUUUGGUUAUCGACACGAUGGCACCAAGAUAGGUGAUGUGCAACUUCCUCCUUGGGCGAAAGAUCCAUCUGAUUUUGUACAACAAUUAAAAAAUGCCCUAGAGAGCGAUUAUGUUUCUCAAAAUCUUCAUCAUUGGAUCGAUUUAAUUUUUGGAUAUAAACAAAGAGGAAUUGAAGCUGAAAAAGCUGACAACGUAUUUUUCCAUUUGUGCUACGAAGGAGCAGUAGACUUGGACACUAUACGAGAUAUAAACGACAGACAUGGGCUUGAGGUGCAAAUUAUGGAAUUUGGUCAAAUACCAAAGCAAGUUUUCACCCUGCCUCACCCGAAUCGUUUGACAUCAGCUCCAAAUCUAUUGCACAGCGAAACAUUAUUGACAUCGCUGGAAACAACGACUUCAGGCAAUGCAUGUGUAAAAGAAAGAUCACUUAAUUUCACAGAGUUAGUAGUGUUUCAAGCGCACAAAGACUGCGUCAGCAGUAUUGUACGAAAAAAUAUGAGAACGAGUAAUGAAAUCAUAUCAGUAGGACAGGAUGGAAUGCUUAAAUUGUAUAAUAUAAGCGAGAGAAAAUUGACACGUAGCGUUACCUUAUCCUCGUUGUCGCUAUCGUCUUGUAUAUCGUAUUAUACACCGUCGGAACGUAAUAUUCUUGUAGCAGGAUCAUGGGACAAUACCUUGAUAUUUUAUGAUAUUGAAUUUGGCAGAGUAAUCGAUGUUUUGCAAGGGCAUGAAGAUGCGGUGUCGUGUUUAGCGUGGAACGCUACAUAUCAAGUCAUUAUAUCUGGAUCGUGGGAUUGCACUGCAAAAGUUUGGCACGGAUACACUUCCGGGUCAAAAAUUAAACCUACAGACUGCUUUAUCGCGCAAUUAGAUCAUGAUUCCAAAGUAACUUGCAUUAAUAUAUCGAGUGAUGACACUAUGUUGGUAUCCGGUACAGAAGAUGGCGAAUUAUGUUUGUGGAAUAUGGAUGGUUACAAUUUACAAUCCACCAUCAAAGGCCAUGCAUGUGGGAUAAAUGCAAUAACGUUCGAUAAACAGUGCAGCAGUGUGAUAUCAUGUGCAGAAGACAAAAUAUUAAGUAUAAUCGACAUUCGAACGAGCACACAGAUAUAUUCUGUUAGUUUAGAGAGUGUACCAUUGACAUUAACGUGGAUGGGAACGUUCCUACUGAUAGGCGACAUUGAUGGAAAUCUUAACAUAUGGAAUCAUCAGGGAGCUAUGUUUGUUUCGCAAAUACAUUGCCACGAUGGGCCACUUUGUGCGUUAGCUGUGUCCGCUGAUGCUAACUUGAUAAUAACAGGCGGGAAAGACAGAAAAGUUAUCGUGUGGGAAUGCCGCAGUUAAUGAGACAGUAUUAUUAAUGAUCACGGUUAGCAUAUGAAGGAAAUUUUAUGGAAAAAGAUAUACAGGGCUAUCAUUUUUCUAGUAACAAUAUUUUAUUACUUGUGUG
Linepithema humile (Argentine ant) is the source of this 2971-nucleotide messenger RNA. Its product is annotated as protein FAN. NCBI's taxonomy places the organism in Eukaryota, Metazoa, Arthropoda, Insecta, Hymenoptera, Formicidae. Gene Ontology annotation, molecular function: protein binding. The record is from RefSeq and is a predicted model, not a curated record.